AUGAUCCAGGCAUUCUUACAGCGCCUGGCCCGCUGGCUGGACCGGCCGCUCUUCCCGUGGAGGAAGCUGGUCGUCGGCUUCUCGCUCGCUGAGUUUGCACUCGAAAACUGGCUGCUCUUCCGCCAAUACCGCGUCUUGCAGCGCACUACUGUUCCCAAGGCUCUUGACAAGGAGAUUGAUCAGGAAACGUUCAUCAAAUCCCAGGCAUACGGCCGCGCAAAGGCCAAGUUCAGCUUCGUCUCCGCUCUCUUCAACCAGGGCAAGCACCUCGCUACCCUCUAUUUCAACAUCUACCCGAUCCUCUGGAGCGUCGCCGGCUCGCUCAUCGUCCGCUAUGCUCCCGCCAGCCUUUCCGGCGAGAUCCCUCGGUCGCUACUCUUCAUAUACCUCAUGACCUGGGCCGAGACCAUCAUCGGUCUGCCCUUCUCGUAUUACCACCAUUUCGUCCUCGAGGAGAAGUACGGCUUCAACAAGAUGACUAUCAACACUUGGGUCACGGACAUGAUCAAGGGCCAGGCUCUCGGCCUUGCCUUCGGUAUCCCGAUCGGUAGCGCUUUCCUCGCCAUCAUCAGGAAGACCGGCCAGAACUUCUUCUACUACCUGUGGGUCUUCAUGCUGGCUGUACAGAUUCUCGGCAUGACCAUCUACCCGAUCCUCAUCGUCCCGUUGUUCAACAAGCUCGAGCCUCUCAAGCCAGGCAAGCUCAAGGACUCGGUCGAAGCGCUCGCCUCGAAGCUCGAAUUUCCCCUCUCCGAACUGCAGGUCAUCGACGGCAGCAAGCGCAGCGCACACAGCAACGCUUACUUCACCGGCCUGCCGUGGAUCGGCAAGAAGAAGAUUGUCAUCUUCGACACGCUGCUCGAGAAGAGCUCUGACAAGGAGGUCGAGGCUGUUCUUGGGCACGAGCUCGGUCACUGGAAGAUGAACCACACAUCGCGGAUCUUGUUCAUUGCUCAGGCGCAUCUGUUCUAUACCUUCGCGCUGUUCUCCGUCUUCAUCAACAACCGCUCGCUCUUUGCAGAUUUUGGUUUUCACAGGGAGCAGCCCAACAUUAUUGGGUUCAUACUGUUCAACGAGAUCCUGUCGCCUACAGAUGCGCUUUUCAAGCUGGGCAUGAACUUCUGGACUCGCAAGAUGGAGUACGAGGCUGACUCGUUCGCUGUUGACCUCGGCUACCGCAAGGAGCUCGGUGCUUCGCUGCUCAAGCUGCAGAUCCAGAACCUAUCGAGCAUGGACGCUGAUUGGUUCUACUCCUCCUUCCACCACUCGCACCCAAUCCUCACUGAACGCCUCCGGGCUAUGAACUGGUCCAGCAACGAGAAGCUUGUCCAGGAGAAGGCAAAGGACGAGGACAAGGCCGUGAAAGCCUCCGAUCGAGAGCUGUAA
Macroventuria anomochaeta is the source of this 1386-nucleotide messenger RNA. RefSeq names its product CaaX prenyl protease-like protein. The record is from RefSeq and is a predicted model, not a curated record. NCBI's taxonomy places the organism in Eukaryota, Fungi, Ascomycota, Dothideomycetes, Pleosporales, Didymellaceae. Bases 1 to 1386 code for a protein of 461 amino acids. Gene Ontology annotation, biological process: CAAX-box protein processing. Gene Ontology annotation, molecular function: metalloendopeptidase activity. Gene Ontology annotation, cellular component: endoplasmic reticulum membrane. The transcript is spliced from 3 exons.